ACCAAGGACAGGACAGGGGGAAUGAGUGAGUAGUACGAGGAUUAGAGUAGAGAAAAGUAGAGUCUGAGUAGAGUGGACAUCUUUGGUAUUGAAAGGAGUUUUGACUCUUUGUCUUGUCUACCAGGACUCCGCGGAUCAUGGCGCUAGACAAAUACGUCAAACAGGUGACGUUAAUGUUGCACACGGCACGCCAGAAUGUGAACUGUUGACCUUUGGCCAGUUGAAGCUGAACCAUGGCGGACACUGCAGGGAAGCCCAUCUCGUGCCGCGCUGCGGUUGCCUGGGAGGCGAAGAAGCCGCUGGUGAUCGAGACGAUCGAAGUCGCUCCUCCGAAGGCUCACGAGGUCCGCAUCAAGGUGCUGGCUACAGGAGUGUGCCACACGGAUGCCUACACGCUGUCGGGGGCGGACUCGGAGGGGAAGUUCCCGGUGGUGCUGGGCCAUGAGGGGGGCGGGGUGGUGGAGAGUGUGGGGGAAGGCGUGACCGGGUUCCAGCCAGGCGACCAUGUCAUCCCCCUCUACAUCCCGCAGUGCAGGGACUGCAAGUUCUGCAGGAGCCCCAAAACUAACCUCUGCCAGAAAAUCAGGUGAGAACCGACCUACCUGUGU
Messenger RNA from Branchiostoma floridae (Florida lancelet), 608 nucleotides. RefSeq names its product alcohol dehydrogenase class-3-like. Gene Ontology annotation, cellular component: cytosol. Bases 234 to 590 code for a protein of 118 amino acids. Gene Ontology annotation, biological process: formaldehyde catabolic process. The transcript is spliced from 3 exons. The record is from RefSeq and is a predicted model, not a curated record. NCBI's taxonomy places the organism in Eukaryota, Metazoa, Chordata, Leptocardii, Amphioxiformes, Branchiostomatidae. Gene Ontology annotation, molecular function: S-(hydroxymethyl)glutathione dehydrogenase [NAD(P)+] activity; zinc ion binding.